AUUCAUCAUUCUACUCUAUAGGUGUUGUCAUUGAUGGAUUUUUGUUACCAGUUUAAAAAACGGGAUGUUUUUCUUUUUUGUAAAUAAUUAACUAUAUAAUAACAGCCGAAACAGCAUUAAGAAAAAAUGAUUCUCGCAAAUUCAUUGUGGAAAUCUCAUGUAGUGCGGCAUUGUCAGCAAUUUAUUCGCUUACGAAGAGGUUAUCAUGCCAGUGUUUCAUCUAUUCUAACCACACUUUCUAGAAAUUCUAAUGUUUCGGACAAAGUUCAGUUAAGAAAUACUUAUUAUAUUAAGUCCACUGGAAGAUCUAGUAAUUUAUUUCAAUGGGAUAAAGGAGUUCAAGUUUGUUCGAUAGGUUACAGAUUUUAUGUAAAUAAGGGUACUGAAGAGGGCCCCCCUCAAGAUGAAUACGAUGCACAACCACAUUUACCAGCAACUGUUGCUGUUCCCGAAGUGUGGCCACAUCUUCCUGUCAUUGCCAUUAGUAGAAAUAUUGUAUUUCCUAGAUUUAUUAAGCUAAUAGAAAUAACAAAUCCUCAGUUAAUGGAAUUAAUUAGAAGAAAAGUGAAGUUGAAUCAACCCUAUUGUGGUAUAUUUCUCAAAAAGAAUGAAGAAAAUGAGUCAGAAGUAGUUAGUAACUUGAAUGAUAUCUAUAAAGUGGGUGUAUUUGCACAAAUCCAUGAAAUGCAAGACUUGGGAGAUCGAAUAAGACUUGUAGUAAUGGCCCAUCGAAGAAUUCAAAUUACAGGGCAACUAUUUGAAUUUGAUGAUGACCCUCCUCCUAAAGAGGAAAACGAGGAAAAGGGGAGGCGCAACAGGCGAAAGAAAUCAAUAGCGCCGACAGUAAAAUCUGCAGAUACUGAAAAGAAAGUCACUGAAACUGAAAAAAGGGAAAGUGAAGAAAAAGUCAGCAAAGAAGCGAAACCAGAGCCAGUACUUAUGGUUGAAGUAGAAAACAUUAUACACAACAAAUUUAGACAAAAUGAAGAAGUUAAAGCAUUAACGCAGGAAGUUAUCAAAACAAUAAGGGAUAUAAUUAGUUUAAAUCCAUUAUAUAGAGAUAGUUUACAACAAAUGAUGCAUCAAGGACAAAGAGUUGUUGAUAAUCCCGUAUACUUAAGUGAUUUAGGAGCUGCAUUAACAGCAGCUGAACCCCAUGAACUUCAAGAAGUCUUAGAAGAAUUAGAUAUUCCAAAAAGGCUGAUGCUCACCUUGUCUUUAUUAAAAAAAGAAUAUGAACUUUCAAAAUUACAGCAAAAAAUUGGUCGAGAAGUUGAAGAGAAAGUUAAACAGCAUCACAGAAAAUACAUUUUACAGGAGCAACUUAAGGUGAUAAAAAAGGAACUUGGUUUAGAAAAAGAAGACAAAGAUGCCAUAGCAGAGAAAUUUAAAGAACGUAUCAAAAACAAAACCCUACCAAAAGCUGUACAAACUGUAAUUGAAGAGGAACUAAGCAAACUUAGCUUUUUGGAAAAUCACAGUUCAGAAUUUAACGUUACUCGAAAUUAUUUGGACUGGUUGACUUCUAUUCCAUGGGGUGUUAGAACUGAAGAGAAUUUAAACAUUGAACGUGCAAAAGAAAUUCUAGAAGAGGACCAUUACGGAAUGGAAGAUAUUAAAAAACGUAUUUUAGAAUUUAUAGCAGUCAGUCAGCUGAAAGGAAGCACACAAGGGAAAAUUCUUUGUUUUCAUGGACCACCAGGAGUUGGUAAAACGAGUAUAGCUAGAUCCAUAGCGAGGGCCCUUAAUCGCGAAUAUUUCAGGUUUUCUGUGGGGGGGAUGACCGACGUAGCAGAAAUAAAGGGUCAUCGGAGAACAUAUGUGGGCGCCAUGCCAGGAAAAGUUAUUCAAUGCUUGAAAAAAACUCGGACCGAAAAUCCUCUUGUUCUGAUAGAUGAAGUUGACAAAAUAGGAAAGGGAUAUCAAGGAGACCCUAGUUCAGCAUUACUAGAACUUUUAGACCCAGAACAAAAUGCUAACUUCCUGGAUCAUUAUUUGGAUGUCCCAGUUGAUUUAUCGAAAAUUUUAUUCAUUUGUACGGCAAACGUCACCGAGACCAUUCCAGAGCCUCUAAGAGACCGAAUGGAGAUGAUAGAAAUGUCCGGUUAUGUAGCAGAAGAAAAAUUGGCGAUCGCAAAACAAUAUCUAGUACCGCAGGUAAAAUCCUUAUGUGGUCUCAAGGAUAGCAACAUUAAAAUUGAUGAUAGUGCACUAACUCUGCUGAUUAAAAAUUAUUGCCGAGAAUCUGGAGUUAGGAACUUACAAAAACACAUCGAAAAGGUAGUACGAAAGGUGGCGUAUAAAAUAGUUAAAGACGAAACCAAGUUUGUGGAGGUUACAAAGGAUAAUUUGCAAACAUUCGUGGGCAAACCAAUGUUCACUCAAGAACGUAUGUACCCUCAAACACCCCCCGGAGUCGUUAUGGGACUUGCCUGGACCGCUAUGGGGGGUUCAACUCUCUAUAUUGAAACAACAAAGAAAAGGCCGCCAACAGAUAAAGAAGUAGAAGGUACUUUAGAACUUACUGGACACUUAGGGGAAGUGAUGAAAGAAUCUGCCAAAAUAGCUCUCACAGUUGCUAGAAAUUAUAUGCGAAAAGUUAAUCCAGACAACCGAUUCCUCGACAUAAAUCACAUACAUUUGCACGUUCCCGAAGGCGCGACACCUAAAGAUGGUCCCAGUGCUGGUUGUACAAUUGUCACUGCUUUGUUAUCGCUAGCCAGAAACCAACCAAUAAGGCAAAAUUGUGCAAUGACAGGAGAAAUCUCGCUAAUGGGAAAAAUUCUUCCCGUUGGAGGCAUCAAAGAAAAAACGAUUGCUGCUAAACGAACAGGCGUAGAUUGUAUAAUACUUCCAGAAGAAAAUAAGAAAGACUACAAUGAUCUACCUAAAUAUAUAACUGAAGGUUUGGAGGUUCAUUUCGUGAAUAAUAUCGAGCAAGUGGUUCAAAUCGUAUUUCCAAAUAAUCAGCAAACAGCCUCCAAGUAAUCACCAUCGAAAAAAAAGCGUCUGAGACGAUUAGGAAAUUAUUCUAAAUGAUCUGUACAGUUGAACUACAAUGUACAGCCCUACCCCUCCUCUUUGGCACUAAACUUAUUGUAUAAAAGUGCGCCUUUGUCAUGGACUGAUAUGUUCUUUGUUGUAGAGUUCAAGAUAAAAUAUGCAUUUCUAUACAAUGUAAAUAAGACUUUACUUUACUAAAUGAGUUUUAUAAAGUCAAUAAUAACUUCGUUUUUUUUUUAA
Molecule: messenger RNA, 3243 nt
Organism: Agrilus planipennis (emerald ash borer)
Lineage: Eukaryota; Metazoa; Arthropoda; Insecta; Coleoptera; Buprestidae
Product: lon protease homolog, mitochondrial
Exons: 13
Coding region: 127-2988 (953 amino acids)
Biological process (GO): protein catabolic process; mitochondrion organization; protein quality control for misfolded or incompletely synthesized proteins
Cellular component (GO): mitochondrial matrix
Molecular function (GO): ATP binding; ATP-dependent peptidase activity; ATP hydrolysis activity
Source: RefSeq, a predicted model, not a curated record